AUUAAUCAAAUCAAAUGUCAAAGGUUUAGUUAGAUUAUGUUUUGUUUUAUUAAAUUAAAUAGUUCAGUUUAUAAAUUAAAGAAGUGAGGUACACUUGAAUGUUGUCUGAUAAAGUUUUUGAUAUUUAAUUAAUUCAUGUCUUUAUAAUAAUAAAUUAAAUAUGUCGUCGUUACCUAUUGUGUCUAUCACCAGACGAGAAACUUUCAGUUCUUGCCACCGACUACACAGCCCAUUUUUAAGUGAUGAAGAUAACAAAAAGUUGUAUGGCAAAUGCAAUAACCCUAAUGGGCAUGGACAUAACUAUGUUGUGUUGGUAACAGUCAAAGGGCCAGUUGACCCACAAACAGGGAUGGUGAUGAAUGUACAUGACUUGAAACAAUUUAUGCAGAAAGCUAUAAUGGAACCGCUUGAUCAUAAAAAUCUUGACCAAGAUGUUCCUUAUUUUAAAGCUGUGGUUAGUACAACAGAAAACUUAGCAAUAUUCAUUUGGGAUCAAUUGCAAAAGUUGAUGGACAAACCUCAGUUACUGCAUGAGGUGAAAAUAUUGGAAACUGAAAAGAAUCAUGUUGUUUACCGCGGAGGAAACACUUACCCAAGGAAGAAAUACAAUGCAUCAAGUCUGCACACAAACCAUCAUGAUGUCUCUUCAGAUUCAGACUGAUAAGAAAUAAGAUUUUUUUAACACUUUCAAUGCCAUGGACAUGACCUUUGUAACAUUAAAGCCCACUACAGAUGCUCAGUUCUGUUGUUUUAUUACAUUUAAAGUUUUGCCUCCUCAUUCAUUUGAAUUGUUUUACUGUUAUGUAAAUCUGAGCAUAUUUAGUGUGCAUUAUUGGUGAAUGAAUUUAUAGCAUUGAAAGUGUUGAGAUUGUUAAGAUCUGCAUUCCUUUUAUGUCUUCUCUUAUUUUUUACUUUUAUACUUGUAAUACUGAUAUUAAAUUGCAUAUUUUCCUAUGGUUAAGUGACUGAAAAUUUUUGUUCCUUUUUUAAAAUGAUAUAUUUUGUAAGAAAUAAAUACACUUGCCAAAUAAAAAAUGUU
Messenger RNA from Papilio polytes (common Mormon), 1039 nucleotides. It is a transcript of the gene purple, whose product is annotated as 6-pyruvoyl tetrahydrobiopterin synthase. The coding region runs from base 161 to 661 and encodes 166 amino acids. Gene Ontology annotation, biological process: tetrahydrobiopterin biosynthetic process. The record is from RefSeq and is a predicted model, not a curated record. The transcript has 4 exons. Lineage: Eukaryota; Metazoa; Arthropoda; Insecta; Lepidoptera; Papilionidae. Gene Ontology annotation, molecular function: 6-pyruvoyltetrahydropterin synthase activity. Gene Ontology annotation, cellular component: mitochondrion.